GCCACCGUCAUAACAGUUUUCGCCACCGCCAUAGCCGUUCCUCGUUGAGAGAAAAGGAGGAGACAUGGGAGAAAGAUACCGCCGGAGUUCAACUGCCGUUCCCUGGGGCCUUCCCCCGGGGAGCAUCUGUCGCCGGCCGCCGCCGAUCUGGCCGGAUCACGAGAGACUGCCGGUCCGGAGGCCCAGGAAUCGACGGCCGACGAAGGUCCGGAUCAUGCUUCCGAUAAGCGUCCGAUGCGACGCCUGCGGGAACCGCAUCGACAAGGGGUCCAAGCUCAGUUCCAGGAAGGAGGAGGUCGCCGUCGCCGUCGCCGGCGAGGCGGAUUUGGGGAUCCCGGAAUUCAGGUUUUGCUUCGGAUGCACCGGUUGCUCUGCUGAGCUCGCGAUCAAGACCGAUCAGCGGAACUCCUACUGCAUCGUGGAGUCAGGAGGCACGAGAGUCGAAGGCCCCGACGUUCCAGAGCUUACGGAUGAUUCGGAGAAGAUGCAUUGUCAACCGAGCGGGCACGAAGAAUAGGUUUUUUUGAAGCUUGUUUCUGUUUCGUUUAAUGUUCAGGCCACUUCGAUUGGUUUUGACGUAUUGCAUAUGAAAAGGGGCUGUUCAUAUGCAUGUUUUGCAUGAGUGAAUAAUGGGAAUCGUGUUGGAUCACACAUACUGUGGAAGUGCUUCUUUUUUGUUGUUUUCGGGAUAGCAAUUUAGGGUAGAAGUCAUACUUGCCUUGUUGCAGAUGCAUUCUUACCUUGCAUUUUGACAUUUACUGUUGAGGGAUAAACUUUAGCUG
Eucalyptus grandis is the source of this 782-nucleotide messenger RNA. Its product is annotated as splicing factor YJU2. Lineage: Eukaryota; Viridiplantae; Streptophyta; Magnoliopsida; Myrtales; Myrtaceae. Bases 65 to 517 code for a protein of 150 amino acids. The record is from RefSeq and is a predicted model, not a curated record. Gene Ontology annotation, biological process: mRNA splicing, via spliceosome. The transcript has 2 exons. Gene Ontology annotation, cellular component: U2-type catalytic step 1 spliceosome.